AAUGCGAAAAGGGUUCUGUUCUAAUAUUGUAUAAACCCUAGUGGCGAAACACCUUCUAGGUCUGUUUGCCAGCCGCUGCUCUGAAGAAGACGACCGAAGCUAAGACGUUCACAGCGGAGAUCUACCACCUCUGUCAACAUGGGGCGUAUGCAUAGUCGCGGUAAGGGUAUCUCAUCUUCAGCUUUACCUUACAAGAGAACUCCUCCUAGUUGGCUCAAGACCUCCUCUCAAGAUGUGGAUGAGAAUAUCUGUAAGUUUGCCAAAAAGGGCAUGACACCAUCUCAGAUUGGUGUGAUUCUUCGUGAUUCUCAUGGGAUUGCUCAGGUGAAGAGCGUCACCGGAAGCAAGAUCUUGCGUAUUCUCAAGGCUCAUGGGCUUGCACCUGAGAUCCCAGAGGAUCUUUACCACUUGAUUAAGAAGGCUGUGGCAAUCAGGAAACACUUGGAGAGGAACAGGAAGGAUAAGGACUCCAAGUUCCGCCUGAUUUUGGUUGAGAGCAGAAUCCACCGCCUAGCUCGCUACUACAAGAAGACAAAGAAGCUUCCCCCCGUCUGGAAAUACGAGUCUACUACCGCAAGCACACUUGUGGCUUAGGCUAGAGUGGAUUGAAUGGAGGAGAGGACUGGGCAAUGGUUCUCCUUUGUCAUGAAAUAUUUGUUAAAGUGAAUUUUGUAAUUUGACAAUGACUGUUGCCUGACAAUGGAUGAUGGGUUGGGAUUCAUUCUUUCACAUUGUAAUGCCCUACUUAUAUUGUCAUCAUCAGAUGCUUUAAAUUUGGCAAUUUACUUAUUAGAAAGGAAGGAUUUUUGAUUAA
Messenger RNA from Ipomoea triloba (trilobed morning glory), 814 nucleotides. Its product is annotated as 40S ribosomal protein S13. The transcript has 5 exons. The coding region runs from base 139 to 594 and encodes 151 amino acids. Gene Ontology annotation, biological process: translation. Lineage: Eukaryota; Viridiplantae; Streptophyta; Magnoliopsida; Solanales; Convolvulaceae. Gene Ontology annotation, cellular component: nucleolus; cytosolic small ribosomal subunit; ribosome. The record is from RefSeq and is a predicted model, not a curated record. Gene Ontology annotation, molecular function: small ribosomal subunit rRNA binding; structural constituent of ribosome.